AUGGAAACACAGAUCAUCAACCCCAUGUGCAACUUCACCCCUCCCUGCAGGAGACUAAAUAAAAAAGCGGUGAAGACUUUGGGGAAAGUAAAAGCUCCCAAUAAAGGACUAAUCAUGAUGCUGGUAGCUGGAUUGCUGUUUUUCAUGCUCUUCUCACUGCAGUUCUCUCAGGCCAGUCCUAUACAGACUACGACCCGGAGCGUGCAGGAAUCUUCUGCCCUUGAUGUUUCCAUCCAGGCCUCCUCAUCUGGCCACACAAGAGAAGAAUCAAAACAAAAUAGUGCAAAUCCACAACAGAGAAGCUCCAUCACCCAGAGGUCAGGUCUCCAGAGGCCCACAUACAAGGACUUCCCCUCCCUAAAAUGGGUCAGGUGGUCAGGCACACCACCCAGGUGGGCGGUGAGGGUGAAAAAUGAGUGUACCAAGAGGUUUGACUACGUAUGUGCUCCGUUGACAGGGUGCAACUGGGCAGCCGGCUACUACAACACCGGCAGAGAAGCCCUAUGCCAUAGCCCAUGUGGAGGGAAAGAGCAAAUAAGCCCCACGUUUGAUGUGUUGGUAAAUGAAAACAAUGCAGUGCAUUUAGAGUGGCAAAACGUGACUGUUGACCCAUACCCACUCAACGCGGUUCAUGCUUCAGCAAUGGAAAAUGCUGUUGGAAAAAGCCCACAUGGUGUGGGGACCUUUCAUAUACCAUCAAAAAGGUUCUUUGUUCCAUGGAAAGGUCUUGAAGUGAUACUUCAAGAAGGUUUUGAAGUGCUGGUGAUGACAGGCGGAUAUUCCCAGCAAAUCUAUGACGUAAAAUACCACAUGGAAGGGAUGACUAUAGUCUCCAAGACCUCAGUCAUCGUAACAUCGAUAUCUGUUGCCAACAACGGCAAUGCCAUCCUGAAGGAAAGUGUGAAUUUGAGUAAGAGCGUUCAACAGCACAGCACUUGGCAGACGAGUGAUUCGGACCCUCUGUCCAUCUCGUCCUCCAUCAGAGCUUCGGUUCCCUUCUUUGCUGCUACCACUGGCCUCACGUACGAGAAAACCUUCCCUAACAUGAAGGGCAACUCUGUCACCGAGACAGACACUCACUCGCUGACCCUUGAGAUUGACGUCCCUCCCAGACACAUCUGCCGGGUGAAAAUGGUUGGGGAGCAGUACAAAGUGAGCAUCCCCUUCACUGCCAAGCAGGUCAGGGUCUAUGACAACGGCGAUGAAAGAAGAACCGUGAUCACCGGUGUCUACCACGGCACUCAGGUCGGUGAGAUCAAAGCCGUGGCUGAAAGCUGUGUGCUGAUUGAUGGAGAACAUCACCUCUAA
Colossoma macropomum (tambaqui) is the source of this 1308-nucleotide messenger RNA. RefSeq names its product natterin-4-like. The coding region runs from base 1 to 1308 and encodes 435 amino acids. The transcript is spliced from 3 exons. The record is from RefSeq and is a predicted model, not a curated record. NCBI's taxonomy places the organism in Eukaryota, Metazoa, Chordata, Actinopteri, Characiformes, Serrasalmidae.